Molecule: messenger RNA, 981 nt
Organism: Penicillium atrosanguineum
Lineage: Eukaryota; Fungi; Ascomycota; Eurotiomycetes; Eurotiales; Aspergillaceae
Product: DNA repair protein RAD10
Exons: 1
Coding region: 1-981 (326 amino acids)
Biological process (GO): mitotic recombination; meiotic mismatch repair; nucleotide-excision repair
Cellular component (GO): ERCC4-ERCC1 complex; nucleotide-excision repair factor 1 complex; nucleus
Molecular function (GO): single-stranded DNA binding; damaged DNA binding
Source: RefSeq, a predicted model, not a curated record
AUGGACAAUCGAUCUGCAGACGACUCUGGCUCUCACCCAGAGGGAGCUAAUGCCGGAUCAUCUACUCCUGUAACACCCGGGUCUUCGUCAAAUCAACUCAAAGUCCAACAGCCGAAACCACAGGCCCUUCCAAAUCGACCCGGUCCAUCGGCGAUCCUCGUGUCCACGCGACAGAAGGGCAAUCCAAUUUUGAAUCACAUUAAACUCCUUCCCUGGGAAUAUGCCGACAUCCCAGCUGACUAUGUUAUCGGUACAACGGCAUGCGCACUUUUUCUUUCCCUAAAAUACCAUCGUCUACACCCCGAAUACAUCUACUCCCGAGUCCGACUUCUCGCCGGUAAAUACCAAUUACGUAUUGUUCUGGUCAUGGUCGACAUCCCCAAUCAUGAAGACCCUCUAAAGGAGCUAUCCAAGACGUCAAUAAUCAACAACCUCACCCUGUUCCUUUGCUGGUCCGCUCCGGAAGCAGCCCACUACCUCGAACUCUUCAAGUCGUCGGAAUAUGCACAGCCUACGGCAAUUCGCACUCAGCAAGCCCAAUCAUAUAAGGAGUCACUGGUGGAAUUUGUUACAACCCCUAGGACUAUCAACAAGUCGGAUGCAGCCAGCCUGAUCUCCACAUUUGGAAGCUUGCAGAAUGCAGUGAACACGCAACCAGAGGUGCUCAGUGCGGUACCUGGCUGGGGUGAGAAGAAGGUUCAACAGUGGUGCAGUGCCGUCAGGGAGGACUUUAGGGUGGAGACCACCAAGAAAGCUACGGCACCUGGCUCCAAAAGCCAAAGCAGAACGCCGGUGCCUCGACGACUACAAAACGCAGAUAUAGACGAGGACGAAGCGGUACUACGUGCCGUAUUGGAAGAGAGCCAUCGGACAGCCCACACCUCUGCUCUUCAAGACUCUACGAGUGAGGCGCCGCCGGAGGAGGGGAUGAGCGAGGGCGUCAUGGCUGCACUAGCCAAGUUACGAGACACAGGCGGGUGA